Messenger RNA from Bombyx mori (domestic silkworm), 741 nucleotides. It is a transcript of the gene mgr, whose product is annotated as prefoldin subunit 3. Gene Ontology annotation, biological process: protein folding; tubulin complex assembly; microtubule-based process. Gene Ontology annotation, molecular function: tubulin binding. NCBI's taxonomy places the organism in Eukaryota, Metazoa, Arthropoda, Insecta, Lepidoptera, Bombycidae. Gene Ontology annotation, cellular component: cytoplasm; prefoldin complex. The record is from RefSeq and is marked provisional.
UUUUGAUAAUUAAAAAUAAUCAACAAAAUUAAUCAAACUCCAAAAUAUCAUUCAAAUUUCAAAUCAAUUUCGAAUCAUUUUCUAGAAAUUGAAUAUAAACUUCACAAUAAAUAAAAAUGGAAGGAGACGGAGUAGAACCCUCGAACCCUAAGUCGUAUUCUGGAAUACCAGAAGCUGAAUUUGUAGAUAAUGUAGACGAAUUUAUGAAAUCACCGAUCAAUGCUGAAGGAGUCGAUGUAGUUUUGAAGAGUCUAGAUGAAAAGCACCGUAAGUAUAAGGUGAUGGAAUACACGUUGGCUACUAAAAGAAGGCGAUUACGGCAACAAAUCCCAGACUUAGCGCGGACAAUUGAAGUAAUUGAAAAAUUAAAAGAACAAAAAGAGGAAGUAGAAACACAGUUCCUUCUUAGUGAUCAAGUAUUCGUGAAGGCUAAUGUACCACCAACAAAGUCAGUAUGCUUGUGGCUUGGAGCUAAUGUAAUGUUGGAGUAUAGUCUUGAAGAUGCUGAAAAAUUACUGACUACAAAUAUGGAAACAGCUCAAGAAAAUUUAAAUCAAGUAGAACAUGAUUUGGAUUUCUUAAGAGAUCAGUGUACCACUACCGAAGUGAAUAUGGCUAGAGUUUACAACUGGGAUGUGAAGAAACGCCAGGCAGCUUCUGGUCGCAUUACCACUUGUUAAGUUUAACAACAACUGAAUGUGUUGACUGCUCCAGUAUAAUAGAUUCAUUAUGAAUACAAAA